AUGUCGGGGGCCAACUCCAUCCCAGAGCCGCCUCUGAUCAUCCCCUUCCUCCCUGACGGCCAGGCAGCCGGUGCCCUCCCAACGUCACCUGUCCGCGUCGCAGCAUGGUCCACGGCAAGCAAGUCUGGCUCCACCAAGCGCCUAGCACUCGCCGGUGCUGACAACACCGUGUGGAUCAUCUCCUCGGAAGUCGGAGCACCUUCCCUCCUCGUCCCACCGGACCUCUCACUUUCUGAUGCGCUCACCCCCGGCUCGCGACCGAUGACGCCGCGCUCAUCGUCCACGUCGUCGGGGGGAACGGUUCAGAAGCGACCUCGUGCCCUGUCUUCAACCUCCUCCGUUCUUACCGCCACCUCUCUCCGUCGCGUCCUCUCCCCAACAGGCUCAACCGCUGCCGUGAUUCCCACAUCACAAGUAUCCGCGGCCGUUGCCACUCCAUCACGCCCCGACGGGCACACUCACCGUGCAUCUGCGUCCAUUGCCGGACGCAGCGAGCUCAUCCAACAGCUUAGAGAACAGGCGGAGUUGCCCACUGACGAGUACUCUGGGCUUAGCUUGGGUCUAUCAGGCAUCGCUAGGCGGAGCAUCUCCGGUUUGUCACCCAAGGAGGAACAGGACGGCGCCGUGACGCCCAAAUCUAUCAGCUCCGAGUCGUCAGGCAGGAUCGCAAGCAUCGCGGGCUCCUUCACCCGGACCGCGGAGGACGAGUGCGCGCAACGCGAGGCCAAAUCCAAGAUUCAGGAGAUGGAGGUCGACCGUGCAAUGGCGCUCAACGAAGCUGAGGACGCACGUGAGGUCGAGGAGGCGCGACAGUUGAAGGCUGCCGAGCCUCGCAUGACCGCCGCGACAGCUCACGCGACCCCACGGCUGGAGCCCAAGGCCAAGGAGGAACCGGUGCGUAUUGUCCUGCCCGAGCCCGGGCGCGGCAGCAUUGUCGAUCUCGCUGUCCUCGAGGAGGUUAACGAGCUCGUUGUGUUGCGCGAUGUCGGCCUCCUUGACGUGAUUACGCUAUCCACCCUCCAGCUGAUAACUCAUGUGAGCCUUGAUCACGCUGCACCUCCCACUGCCACUGGGGACGCGAAUCGCACGCCGCGCCUUGCGCCGUCGUGGCUCUGGCGGAGUGUGCACCUCGCCGCGCGGGAAGAGGGUGCGUUGCUCGUCGCGAGCGGCGAGCCGUGGCCGUCUCCGUGGCCGUCCCCUAACGGCGACGUCACGCGUGUCGCCAUGCUUGCGAUACCUUCGCAUGCGUGUGUCGCGAACCUGGAUCUCCCUGGAGUAGGCGAUGUCGGGGUUGCCUCCAACGGCGAGGCGAGUUACCUCCUGCAUUGUACACCGACGUCGGUCAUGUCGUACCGCCUCACGUUCCCCAAUACGCCGCCACCAAGUGGGACGAGUACCCCACACGCUGGCUUGGGAUCAUCACCGUCGGCGACGUCUGCACUGCACAGGUCAGAACCAACCCGGCGGGGCGGGGCGCUGGGUGGCAUCCGCUUCCCGCGCUCGUCUACGUAUGACGGAGCCCAGAGCGGCCUGGCCAAAUUCCUCGCCGCUCGCCGGACAGCCAAGAAGGCAGACCUUAUCGAGAAGCACACACCCGCGGGUGUGGACGAGGGAGUCGAGGUGCAGCGUGACGGCGGUGGACACUGGCGCUCCAUCCGACUGCAUGACAACGGGCAGGGCGUGGGACUGGGCGACGGUCACGUCGAGGCGUUCGAGUUUGACGGGACAAAACUCACAGUGCGCGGGUCGCUGUUCGUCCCGCAUGGAAUUGGCAAGGACGUGGUCUUUACGUCCGGGUGGCACGAUGUGUGUAUCGUCACCGAUUCCGACACAGUGGCAGUGUACUCGAGAGACGGACCGCUCCAGACGUGCCAGCACUGGACGUUGCGCAAGACAUUCAAGGGACACGAGGCGUACCUCUCGGCGGGUGUACUGUACACCGUCACGGACUCGACUGUGUCCAACUACAGCCUGGGCAGCUUGGAGCAUAGAACCGAAGCGAAGCUCGUCGCACCGACCGCUGGUACCCACAUCUGCCCUAAGGGCGCGGAUACGUUAUAUGUGGCUACAAGCGACGGUUCUGUUUCCAAACAGACACCAUCGGAUUACCUCCACGGUGUGCCACCAAAGGAGUCCUCCGAAAGUGACUCAGGCGCGGCAGUCACGUACUCGACCAUCAUCAGCUCUGAACACGCUACGGGUGGUUCUUUCUUCGCUGCUGGCGACGAGGACGGAGGGUUGAGACUAUGGGACGCCGAUACCCUCAGGCUACGCGCGUCAAUGACGUUAUUUGACACGCCAGUCCGCUCUGUCACGUUACUGAAAAUGGAAGAAGCAGAAACGCUGCUUGGCUCGCUCCUGGUCACAUCAACUUGCGGCUCGGUGUCUGUUGUCUGCCUGAAGGAGCUGCAGCAGCUCUUCCUUAUCCCGGCGGCGCGUGCGCCAUUGACGAAAAUCUACAUUGGCGGUGACAAGGUUGGAGGGGACAAGAUCCUGCUGGCGUACGAGAUCCAGAAGGCGCGCGUGUGGAACGUCGAGACUGGCGAGUUCCGGCGCAGCACUGGCCUCGACGCGGCCGACGACAUGCUGAACGAGGGUGACUGGGCGGAAGUGCAGUUCCAGGCGGCUCCACCGCUCGACUCACCCGUAUCCAAGGUCGUCGGGCCACUUCCACGACACUCGGACUUGGGGCGGCUGCUGCAGCUUGACCUGCGUGUUCUGGGGCAAUGGCUUGCGAGCAGGGGUUCCGAGUCGCCUCUCCCCGCUCUGCGCGGCCUCCUCUCCUCCUUCUUGACCUUCGGGAUCAAUCCCGCCAUCGACGAGGUGUGCAUUGACAACCUUGGCAUCACUCCACCCUCCAAACCCAUCGCUGUGGGGUGGGAGGGUCCGCACGCAACCGCGACCGUGGUAUUCACGAGCGCCACGGGUGUGUGGCGCGUGUCACCCACCACGACGUGCCUGCGCCAACUGGCGAUCGUGUCCCUCCUCCGGCCGUUCCUCGACUCGCCCGAACACGAGCAAUGGGCAGCCGACGUUAUUGCCUUCUAUGCCGCAUCAUUACCAGACGACGCACUCGAGGCUGACGCGCAACUGUUCGCUGCGUUCUACUUCGACUCGGCAUUCGAUGUGCACCAGGCUGCACGGAUGUUAUUUGGCGUAAGGCUCAGCCGCAUGUCAAACGAGGAGAUCGAGGCGCUCGUUUCCAAGUGGCAGGAUAAAUUGCCCGCCAACACCGAUCCGUCUGGGCGGCAAUCAAACGCGUCGGCGAGAGCACUCACAAUUUUGGGUGGCAUUGCGUUGCAUCGCUUCGAGAUGCUCAGCCCCGGCGCACUCAAGGCUGUCUCCGAGUCCGUCGCGUAUUAUCUCAACGACCCGGAUCACACGCACGUUGGCCUGGCCAUCGAACUCUGCGCCAGGGCAUUCUCCAUCUUGCAGACCUACGUUGACCCGAUGGACCUGCUGCGCCGCCUGUUCUUCCUCUCGACGCACAAUGAGAUCGGGCCGAACAUGGCAGCACAGGCACGACUCGCGGUCCUGUACGUUGCGUCGUCCAACGCGCCGCUCUUCAUGAGUACGCUCUCGAUGGACAUCCUGGACGCGAAGACCAUCGAGGGACGGAUGAGCAUCAUGAAGCUCUGCGUCUUCAUGGCGCGUAAGAGGCCCGCCCUUCUCGAGAACGGCCUCCCGCGCAUCGCCGAGAGCGUGGUCAAGUCACUCGACCCAAACAUCGGCAAGAUGCGCGAUGACGUGUGGGAAGCGGCGACUGUGAUUUUAAACGAACUGGUACAGGCGUUCACGACGAUUGACUUCCAUGCGGGCACCCAGAAACUCGUGGUGGGCACAAACGAGGGUGCUGUGAUCAUGUACGACCUCAAGACCGCCUCGCGAUUGUACGUCCUGGAACCACACAAGCGGAGCGUGAGCGGUGUGAGCUUCUCACCCGACGGCCGCCGCCUCGUCACAGUGUCUUUGGACGAGUGCGACAGCACGGUGUGGAAGAUUGGCUCGAGCAUCAGCGGGUUCUUCAACGUCGGAGGGCCCCCUAGACAGGGCGGCCGGGCGGGUCAGCCCUAUCGCCGCUUCUCCAUUUUCCGGGCCGGAUCAACACCAAUGGAGGACACGGGCGCGCUGAGCGACGUGCGGAUCGAGUGGCCUGCGCCGCGAACCGCACGGAUCAGCAUCAAAGAGACGGCGCUGACGUACGAGACAACUUAA
Molecule: messenger RNA, 4215 nt
Organism: Cutaneotrichosporon cavernicola
Lineage: Eukaryota; Fungi; Basidiomycota; Tremellomycetes; Trichosporonales; Trichosporonaceae
Exons: 5
Coding region: 1-4215 (1404 amino acids)
Cellular component (GO): cytoplasm
Molecular function (GO): protein binding
Source: RefSeq, a predicted model, not a curated record